Molecule: messenger RNA, 5531 nt
Organism: Hippocampus zosterae (dwarf seahorse)
Lineage: Eukaryota; Metazoa; Chordata; Actinopteri; Syngnathiformes; Syngnathidae
Gene: pdxdc1
Product: pyridoxal-dependent decarboxylase domain containing 1
Exons: 24
Coding region: 228-2594 (788 amino acids)
Biological process (GO): carboxylic acid metabolic process
Cellular component (GO): intracellular membrane-bounded organelle
Molecular function (GO): pyridoxal phosphate binding; carbon-carbon lyase activity
Source: RefSeq, a predicted model, not a curated record
ACGCACGUCUCUACCAAACCAGGAAGUCAUGCACAGUUGCGUCUGACUCCACGGAAAGAGCAGGAAACAAUUCAAAGUCAACAUCACAGACUUUCUUCAAGAAAGCUCCAUGACGAGACUUGGUGGGAUUUCUUUGCCAUAAGCUUGUCUUUUCAUCGCAGACUGGGGGAAGCGUUCAGUGAAGUCAGUGAAGCACACAAGCAGUCGGUAGGCAAACAUCUCUGGAGAUGGUGGACACCACAGUGGCUCAAGUGGGCAAGAAUCUGAGUGAUGCCAUGAGGAUCUUAGGAGAUGGACAAAGAGGAAUGGAGGAGAAAACAGAGGGCUCAAUCUUCAGUAGAACAAGCAUACCUGGUCCCCUGCAAGAAGCUGGUCAGGAUGUUGCCACCAUACUGCAGCUUAUUCACAGCCUCAUCCAUGAAGAGGAGGAGGGAGAAGACAAACCAAACCCACAUAGGAUGCAGAAUGUGGGUGAGCAGGGUCACAUGGCACUGCUGGGCCACAGUCUGGCAGCCUACGUCUCAGUGCUGGACAGAGAGAGGCUGAGGAAGCUGGCCACUCGGAUCCUGUCUGAUACCACACUGUGGCUCUGUAGACUGUUCAGAUAUGAGAAUGGUUCAGCUUACUUCCAUGAAGAUGACAGAGAAGGCCUGGUCAAUGUAUGUCGACUGGUCAUCAAUGCUUGCUAUGAUGAUUAUGCCUCUGAGGGCUAUGCUGUCCUCAGCUCAAAGCAGCCAGUCAUCUACCAAAGCGCAUCAAGCAGACCUGGGUUGGGACAGCAUUUGUGCAACCAACUUGGCCUACCUCUCUCCAGUUUGUGCACAGUCCCAUGUAACACCCUCUUUGGAUCACAACAUCAAAUGGAUAUUGCACUGUUGGACAAGCUAAUCAAAGAGGACGUGGAAAGUGGGAAGUUUCCUUUGUUGUUAAUAGCCAAUGCAGGUACCCAUUUGGCGGGUCACACUGAUAAGUUGGGGCGCCUUAGGGACUUGUGUGAUCAGUACAAAAUGUGGCUCCAUGUGGAGGGUAUCAACCUGGCGACACUGGUGCUGGCUGAGGCCAGCUCUGCUGUUAUGGCAGCAACAAGAAGUGACAGUAUUACGCUCAUGCCAGGUCCGUGGCUCGGACUGCCUGCUGUUACUGCUGUUACUCUCUACAGACACGAAGAUCCAGCACUGUCUCUGGCUGCAGGUUUGACCUCGAGUCAGCCUGUCGAGAAGCUGCGAGCAUUGCCUCUUUGGUUGUCUCUGCAGUACCUUGGUCACAGUGGGAUCAUCCAAAAAAUAAGACACGCUACCAUGUUGAGUCAACAAUUGCUACAGAACCUCAAAUCUGUGAGCUCCAUCAAAACAUCGGAUGUGUUAGCGAUGGAGAUACCCCUCAUCGAUGCUUUGACCAUGGUGGAGGAUGAACUCCACUCUCCUGUGGUGCUGCUCAAGUAUUCUCAGGAAAUUACUGCAGCAUCCAGCAGUGGUUCAGUGGAUGCUUACUGUGCUGGGGAGAAGGAGGUACUCGAUGCAAUCAAUAGAUGGCUUGGCAAGCAGCUUGCCCAGAUGGUUCCGGCCAGUGGGGUCGAUGUUGUGGAGCUUGAAGAUGAAGGCAACUGUGUUCGGUUUAGCCCGCUACUAACAGCUGCAGAUUUAGGAACUCAACCUGAGGAUGUUGACAAUCUGGUUCAGAAGUUGUUGGAGCUUGUUCCUUUGAUGACCUCAACAAUGUCCUUCAGACAGGACUUCAAAGAGGAGACUCGCCAACGCUCACCCUACCUCAGAUACGUAGAAGAGCUUAGCUGGCCAGGCCUCGGAGCCGUCCGUUAUGAGCCUCAGGUGGAGCGAAUUGGAAUUGAUAUCAGGAGAACAAAGGAAAUCAAGAAAAUAAACGCUGAACUGCUGAAGCAACUACAAGAGCUAGACACUGACAUAAUCUUCUCCACUGGCCCAGAGUUUGCCAAAGAGGAGGACUGCAUCUUUAUAAGUAUGGUGGCUGAUGACGUUGAUGUUUCGGAGCUCGUGGAAACAAUAGUGACGCUAGGCCGCGACAUUGAAGAGAAUGGAAGACUACUGGAGAACAUGACAGAGGUGGUGAGGAAAGGCAUUCGGGAGGCAGAACAAGAGCUCUUAAAAGCCAAUGAUCAGAAACUCAUGGAAGAGGGCAUGUUGAGACAGCUUCCUUUGGUUGGCUCUGUUCUAAACUGGUUCUCUCCUGUACAAACUUCAAUUAAAGGGAGGACCUUCAGCCUGGCAGCAGGUUCCUUGGACUCCACAGAGGUGACAUACUCUACCAAGGCCCAGUCAGGCAGGCCUCCCUUGAAAGAUUCUUCCACCUCAUCAUUGGAGAGACUGCAAGGUCAGAAGUUGUUUCGGCGCUCAGGUGCAGGCUCUGACUCCUUGAGUGAAUCCAGCUCAAUUGGACAAGCUGAGGGGUCAACCAGCAUCCACUCACCCUUUUUAAGUGUACCAGAGGUUGACUCUGCAUGUCAGUGCAUUCCAGAAGAAAUUCAGGACUCGUCUCAGCAGAAACAGCAUGGCCAGGUGGACAACAAAGCAUUCUUGGAGGAGAGGAAACUUGAAGGCCAAGAGGGCCAGCCAUCAUAAUGGUACCAGCCUAACUCAUUAACAAGACGUUUUAUACGUAAAUUAUGCAUUUAUGCUGGUAUGAAAGAGUAAACUUGCCGAAUUAGUAUGGUCUAAUUGUUUCUCUCAAGAGUGUCUGUCCAAUGAGGUUGGAAAGGAUAUCAGCGAACAUUGUAACAAUGUGAUGCUUUUUUCUAAUCGCUUCCACUUAUACCAAUGGCUGUAGUUUACAUUGUAUUUACACACAUUUUUGUUUGACCUAUCAAGAUGGUCCAAGAUCAGGACUUAAAGCGAUGGGCACAGAACACCCUGGUCACAAGUCAGUCACAGGACACAUAACUCUCAACUCAACUCAACUGUAUUUAUAGAGCACUUUCAAACAGCCAUCGCUGCAUACAAAGUGCUGUACAUGGAGCAAUUAACAUACACAACAGUGAAGCAAAUCUGUAACAAAGAUGGUAGAAAGCACCGAACAGCAAAAUCAAGAACAAAUCGAAGUCAUGCUGAGUCAAAUGCCAAAGAAUACAAGUGAGUUUUGAGGCAGGUUUUAAUGAUUGGCAGCGAGGAGGCUUGCCGAAUAUUCAGUGGGAGGUCAUUCCAGAGAGGGGGACCAGCAACAGAAAAUGAACAUUAAUUAACAAACGACUGAUGUAAACAAAAGGACGAUUCACACUCACAUUUACACCAUCCCUUAAGGGUAAGUCCCAAGUCACAGAUGGUAAACUCUGGUCCUCGAGGGCCACUAUUUCGAAGGUUUGAGAUAUUUCCCUCCUCCAACACACUUGUUUCACAUGAUCAGAUCAUGAUGCGCUGCAGGAGCCUGAUAACGAUCCUGAUCAUUUGAAUCAGGUGUGUUGGAGGAGGAAAACAUCUAAAACAUGCAGGAUAGUGGCCCUCAAGAACCGGAGUUUGACAUCUGUGAUCUAAGUGAACGGCAGCACCAUCAGUGACGAGAUAGAUAAGAUCUUGCAUUACAUUCAAUCACAUAGUCGCAUCCACCAAAACGGCACAUGCUGGUCAAACGUUUUGUCGUGGGUGCAGUGGAUUGAGUGGUCGUUGCUUAUUUUGGGAUGUUUAAGAAAAACAUUCAUUGCGCUAGGUUAACUAUCCAUAAAUUUAGAGGAUUUUUUAAACAGUUUUUGAGUCUCCUUGAAGACCUCACUUAUUGUAGAUGUCGAUUCUUCAGCUCUGUGGGAAAUGCCAAGGUCAUAAAGGCUUGAUUGUGGCAGGGAUGCUAAUUAAUUUGCAUGAGGAAAGAGCUACACAAAUGGGAUACAGCGUAUUGAACAGUUCCGCUUCAUGGUGUACUGCUGUGAUUGUAAUGCAGAAAAGCCUGACCGCAUGCAUGAUGAUUUUGGACACACACAAUUGCACAACACUAACUCUAUUCACACAAUACAUAAAAAUAUCAACUACCUUUGCUUUGUUUAUGCAAAUCUAAUUGAGACAGAAAUUACAAAUAAUGCUAUAGCAUAGAAAAUGAUAAAAAUGGUGUGUAUAUUUUACCAGAAUAUAGUAUUUUGGUGAGAGGAUCAGGAAAGGAUUAUUUUAAAAAUCUACCUUCAUAAUAUAUGCAACCACAUUGCAGCCAUAGCCACACUGAAGCAAAAACUUAAUUGCUACACGACACUCCAAAGCAUUUAUAUUUUCAUCAUGACCACAAGAAUAUGUUUUUGCAUUUACAGGUUUUUUUAAUCUUUUUUUUUGCCGAAGAUAUCCCACCUGACCUGGCUCAAAGUACUUAACAUUUUCCACAUGUCAUAGUCAUGGAUCAUGAUAUGGGAACUAAAAAGAGAAUAUACAAGGUGCGUGAGAAAAGUUCAUUGACUGGUGCCACAGAAGGUGGAAUUUAAACUACAAGUUUUCCCUUUCGAGGUAAUUCCCAUGGGCUCUCAAGUUUUUCUGAAUCACUUUUGUACAUUUCUUGAUCAUCCUCGGUGAAUUGUACAUGAACUGCAUGGACGUAGUAAAGCAUUUGAAAACAUUAAAAAAAAAAGAAAAUUUGCCUUUUUUGAUGUGCACCAGUGACACAGUGAUAAGAGUGAACAAGUACUUUUGGCAAUUUAAUAUCUGAUUUGCAAAAUGUACUAAAGUAAAUGAGAAGAACAAAAACAUUUUCCCAGUUUUCUCUGCCGUGGUUUCAUUUUCUCAUGGAAGGCAUGUUGUCAUGGUGAAGCAACCAUGAGUUGUCUUGCCACACCUCUCAAUUGGCAAACCACAGGAUCUCUUUGUAAAUGUACUAGUUGAUCAUCUGGCCAACAUUGAAAAGGAAAACUUGUAGUUUGAAAUAGAUCUUUUGUGUUACUUGUCAGGGAACUUUUGUGACACCCCUUGUAUUCUAUCCUAAGGGGAUGGUGACCUCAACGAUGCAAGAUAUUUUAAUGUCAUGUCCAUUUGGAAAUUAUACUUCACCAAAAAAGCUGGUAGAAAAUAUUAUUACGUUCUGCAAAUGUUUUAAUUAUGAUUCAAUAUCAAAUUUUCAAUGUGGGAAAAGGCAUUUUUGGAAAUCUUGUCUAAUUGGUGAUAAUCAAUUGACAGUUUGUCAAUACCAAUUGGAAUUUGGUGAGAUUAAGAUGCUUUUUUUUGAGAUGCCAGUCUCACCUGGCAAACUUUUUUUUGCAUACCUUGCCAACUGUUAAAUGUAUAUCAAAGAAAAGUACCAGAUAGAUAAAGUCACACUGAAGUCCUCUGAGCCAGUGCCUUCUGUAGUAUUGAGAUAAGAAGUACUAACUUUUGUGGUUAGAAAUACAUUGUGUUGGUAGAAUUAAGUUAUUGUGUUGAGAAUGAAAUUGAUUACAUUUACCUUAAUUGCACUUGUAAAUAAUUUCUUACAUUAUGUAAAUUAAACCCUUGCUUGAUUACACAUCAGAUGAUGAUAAUGUAAGGUUGUGUCUCGAACUUUGUAACCUUCCAAUCUUUCAUGAAGAACCUUGAUUUAAUACAAUCUCCUAUAGACCA